Messenger RNA from Camelina sativa (false flax), 1910 nucleotides. The record is from RefSeq and is a predicted model, not a curated record. NCBI's taxonomy places the organism in Eukaryota, Viridiplantae, Streptophyta, Magnoliopsida, Brassicales, Brassicaceae.
AAAUCAAAGCUUCUUCUUCUUCUUGGACUCAUUAUCAAUGUGUUUGAUUGAACAAUAUAUAUCUCCAGAAGAUGCUGCUAUAAACAUCAUUUUAUAUUUGCAACGUCCUUGGCAUCCCAUGCAGAUGGGUCGAGUGAGAGCACUGUUUUUAACAAUAUUGAACUCCUCUCCUUGUACCGUAACUCUUGAACCAGGAUUCAUAUAUAAAUCCUUCCCAAAGUAACAUUCGAUAUGGAGUGCGACUUCACAUUUUUUGCAUCUAUAGAAUCCGGUUCUUGAAUCUCCUCUUAGAAUUAUUGCUUCCUCACAAAGAUCACACGAGUAGUCUCCCUUUGCAACAUCUUCUUCAUAUGAACCCUCAGAAAUAUCGGACGAGGCCAUGUAGUCUAAAUAAGUGAAUUCUUUAUAUGAAAAAGUGAGUAAAUGUUCAUCAUUCAAGUAUCUCACCUUAUAUGGAAGACCCGCACAACGAAAACACAAGAGAAAGCCGCAAUCAUCGCACGCUAACGUUUCUCUUCGAUUACUACAAAUCAUACAUGUACUUGUUGAGUUAAAUAACAAGGGAUGGAUAUGCAAAUGAUGAUCGUACGGCUCAGAUAUAGAAGCACAUCGUACGUCUAAACUGAAAUUGUUACAAUCAACAUUGUAACACACAUAUUUGAAACCGCAUGAUUCAACCUCACAAUACUGACAUUGUUUGAUUUGGGUAAAACAUGGUUCCAGAGUAAGUAAAUGGGCAUGUAAGGCAUGAUGUUUCACACGGGGAAGAUAUGCACAUUCUUCAUGGAGAACAUAAUCACAUUCCACGCAUGUAUAUGUUUUACCAUCAUAUAGAGGAAGUAUGCACGCUUGACAAUAUUUUUCUUCACCGCACCAUCUUUUUACAUCUUCAUCAAGUCGCAUGGGAUGUUCUGGAUGACUAAAAUGUAGUAUAAUCCCAUCACGAAUUUCCUCAAAUGGCGGCUUAAUAUUCUCAUCGUCUUCUUCGGGUUCUCCUUCAAGCUCCUUUCUGUCCCAUAUUAUUCCUCUUGUGCGACUUGUGGCACAAUUAGUAUGCACACCAUAAAUGCAGCCCUUUGUCAUGCAAGUAUAUGCCCCAUACUUUUUGUCAAUAGGUUUGUGACAAACUCCGCAAGCCCAUUCUCCAGACGAAAGAGAAGAAGCAAAAGAAAGACGAUGUUUGGGCGAAUGUUUGUUUACCAAAAUCCGAAGGUGGUCUUGGGCUCAGGAAUCUCCUAACUUGGAACAAGGUUCUCAACUUGAGGUUAGUUUGGUUACUCUUCUCAAGCAGUGGCUCUCUUUGGGUUGCAUGGAUGAAGGAGCACCAUAUUAAAACUGCCACCUUUUGGUCUGCUGAGCUUCACAGCAAUUCCAGUUGGAUAUGGAGAUCCUUAUUAAACCUGAGACCCUUGGCUAAAACUCUGAUCCGAUGUCAAAUCGGUGAUGGCACUUCUGCAAGUUUCUGGUUUGAUCGUUGGUCUCCUCUAGGACCGCUAAUCGAUCUGCUUGGGGACAAUGGUCCAGUCUUAUUGGGAAUCCCCAUCAAUGCUCAGGUUGUAGCUGCCACAAACUCUCACGGUUGGAGGCUCCCUUCUAGCAGAUCCAGGAAUCCGCUAGUUCUCAGCAUCCGAGAUCAUCUGCUCUCAGUCCCAGCCCCUUCUCUCUCUCAUGGCCCUGAUCAGUUUCUGUGGGAAGUAGAUAAUCGCUCUUUGAAUUCAUUUUCUACAAAGAAAACUUGGAAUCAGCUAAGACCCUCAAAGGAGCAACAAUUUUGGGCAAAAGCUGUCUGGUUCAAACACCAUGUGCCUAAACAUGCCUUCACUUUUUGGGUUGCAAAUCUGGAUAAGCUCCCAGUCCGCUCAAGGCUCCUGAGCUGGGGAAUGCAGAGGAAGUCUGGCAGCUUAUUUUGA